CCGCCACCCCCCACCCGACCUCCCCCAGCCCAGCUGAACAGCGGGGACCACGGGGACGCGCAAGCGAGCUAGCGGCCGCGCCUGCGCACUGGCCACCUCCCCUAGCGGCGAUCCGGGCCGCUGCCGCUCGCGCUUGGGCAGGACGCCGGGCGGGCGGGGGGAGGGGGGAGCGGCUUCGCUUCCAGCCCUGAGUAAGGCGGAGACCCGGGCUGGCGGGCGGAGCAGGAGGCACCGCACCUCGGCCAGAGGCUGCUGCAGCAGCUGCUGCCCUCGUCCCCGCCGCCGCCUCUCCAGUCCCUUCAGUGAUUAACCCUCCAGCUGUUGGGAACCGGCAAGAAAGAGGAGGAGGCGAGAAACUCCCACCGACCCACAGAGGGAGCAUGACUUCGGCGACUUCACCUAUCAUUUUAAAAUGGGACCCCAAAAGUUUGGAAAUCCGGACACUAACGGUGGAGAGGCUUUUGGAGCCACUUGUUACACAGGUGACAACCCUUGUCAACACGAGCAACAAAGGCCCAUCUGGUAAAAAGAAAGGGAGGUCAAAGAAAGCCCAUGUACUGGCGGCAUCUGUAGAGCAAGCCACUCAAAACUUCCUGGAUAAGGGUGAACAGAUUGCCAAGGAGAGCCAAGAUCUCAAAGAAGAAUUGGUCGCUGCGGUAGAGGAUGUGCGCAAACAAGGUGAGACAAUGCGCAUCGCCUCUUCAGAGUUUGCUGAUGACCCGUGCUCAUCGGUGAAGCGUGGCACCAUGGUGCGGGCGGCGAGGGCUUUGCUCUCAGCUGUAACUCGCCUACUCAUCCUGGCAGACAUGGCGGAUGUCAUGAGACUUUUGUCUCAUCUGAAAAUUGUGGAAGAGGCCCUGGAAGCUGUCAAGAAUGCUACAAAUGAGCAAGAUCUUGCAAACCGCUUUAAAGAGUUUGGGAAAGAAAUGGUGAAACUUAACUAUGUAGCAGCAAGAAGACAACAGGAGCUGAAGGACCCUCACUGUCGGGAUGAGAUGGCCGCCGCCCGAGGGGCUCUGAAGAAGAACGCUACAAUGCUGUACACAGCCUCCCAAGCGUUUCUCCGCCACCCGGAUGUUGCUGCCACAAGAGCCAACCGAGAUUAUGUGUUUAAACAGGUCCAGGAGGCCAUUGCUGGCAUCUCCAAUGCUGCUCAAGCUACCUCGCCCACCGAUGAAGCCAAAGGCCACACAGGCAUCGGCGAGCUGGCUGCAGCUCUCAAUGAGUUCGAUAAUAAGAUAAUCCUGGACCCCAUGACCUUCAGCGAGGCCAGGUUCCGGCCGUCGCUCGAGGAGAGGCUGGAGAGCAUCAUCAGCGGCGCGGCGCUCAUGGCCGACUCGUCCUGCACACGCGACGACCGGCGCGAGAGGAUCGUGGCCGAGUGCAACGCUGUCCGGCAGGCGCUCCAGGACCUGCUCAGCGAGUACAUGAACAACACUGGAAGAAAAGAAAAAGGAGAUCCUCUAAACAUUGCAAUUGAUAAGAUGACCAAGAAAACAAGAGACCUAAGGAGACAGCUUCGGAAAGCAGUGAUGGAUCACAUAUCUGAUUCUUUCUUGGAAACCAAUGUCCCUUUACUAGUUCUCAUUGAGGCUGCAAAGAGUGGGAAUGAGAAGGAAGUGAAGGAAUAUGCCCAGGUUUUCCGUGAGCAUGCCAACAAGCUGGUGGAGGUUGCCAACUUGGCCUGUUCCAUUUCCAACAAUGAGGAAGGGGUAAAAUUAGUCCGGAUGGCAGCCACCCAGAUUGACAGCCUGUGUCCUCAGGUCAUCAAUGCUGCUCUCACACUGGCUGCCCGACCACAGAGCAAAGUUGCUCAGGACAACAUGGAUGUCUUCAAAGACCAGUGGGAGAAGCAGGUCCGAGUGCUGACAGAGGCUGUGGAUGACAUCACCUCAGUGGAUGACUUCCUUUCUGUCUCAGAGAAUCACAUCUUGGAGGAUGUGAACAAGUGUGUGAUAGCCCUCCAGGAAGGGGACGUGGACACCCUGGACCGGACUGCGGGGGCCAUCAGAGGCCGGGCAGCUCGAGUGAUACACAUCAUCAAUGCAGAGAUGGAGAACUAUGAAGCUGGUGUAUAUACUGAGAAGGUUCUGGAAGCUACAAAAUUGCUCUCUGAGACAGUGAUGCCACGCUUUGCCGAGCAAGUAGAGGUGGCUAUUGAAGCCCUGAGUGCCAACGUCCCUCAACCAUUCGAAGAGAAUGAGUUCAUUGAUGCCUCUCGCCUGGUGUAUGAUGGUGUUCGAGAUAUCAGAAAAGCUGUGCUGAUGAUCAGGACCCCAGAAGAACUAGAGGAUGAUUCUGACUUCGAGCAGGAAGAUUACGAUGUACGCAGCCGGACAAGUGUUCAGACUGAGGACGACCAGCUCAUUGCGGGGCAGAGUGCACGGGCCAUCAUGGCGCAACUACCGCAGGAGGAGAAGGCAAAAAUAGCUGAGCAGGUGGAGAUAUUCCACCAAGAGAAAAGCAAGCUGGAUGCCGAAGUGGCCAAGUGGGAUGACAGCGGCAAUGAUAUAAUUGUGCUGGCCAAGCAGAUGUGUAUGAUCAUGAUGGAAAUGACAGACUUCACAAGAGGCAAAGGCCCAUUGAAAAAUACAUCUGAUGUUAUUAAUGCCGCCAAGAAAAUUGCUGAAGCAGGUUCUCGAAUGGACAAAUUAGCCCGCGCGGUGGCUGAUCAGUGUCCUGAUUCAGCAUGUAAGCAGGAUUUAUUAGCCUACCUUCAACGAAUUGCCUUGUAUUGCCAUCAGCUUAAUAUCUGCAGCAAGGUGAAGGCAGAAGUACAGAAUCUCGGAGGAGAGCUCAUUGUGUCAGGGACAGGAGUUCAGAGCACUUUCACUACCUUUUAUGAGGUAGAUUGUGAUGUCAUAGAUGGGGGCAGGGCUAGUCAACUUUCUACCCACCUCCCAACCUGUGCUGAGGGAGCUCCGAUCGGGAGUGGAAGCAGUGAUUCCUCCAUGCUGGACAGUGCCACAUCACUCAUCCAGGCAGCUAAAAACCUGAUGAAUGCUGUUGUCCUCACGGUGAAAGCAUCCUAUGUGGCCUCAACCAAAUACCAGAAGGUCUAUGGAACAGCAGCUGUCAACUCACCGGUUGUGUCUUGGAAGAUGAAGGCCCCAGAGAAGAAGCCCCUUGUGAAGAGAGAAAAGCCUGAAGAAUUCCAGACACGAGUUAGACGAGGUUCCCAGAAGAAACACAUUUCACCUGUACAGGCUUUAAGUGAAUUCAAAGCAAUGGAUUCAUUCUAGGACGAUAGGCUUUAAUAAGAAAGCUUUUUUUUUUUUCUUUUCUUUUUAAUUCAUUUUUGUAUGCAUACCUGCCGACUCGUAUGCCUCUGGCAUGGGGAAAUUAAGGGAGCAGUGUCUGUUUGCAUGUGAGAUGAGAUGUGAUCAAUACUACUGAUUCAUCAGUAGCUGGGGAGGGAACAGGGAAUUCCUGUCCUGAGGUGGUACAGAACUGUCCUUUGCAACAUUCUCAUAAAAUUGGGCAAAGAGUUCGCAUCGCAAUGUUUAUGGGAGUGGGAGGGAUGGGGACAAUAAACUUAAUUUUACAAAAGCAAACUCUAAUGCAUGCAAGAAUCAUUAGGUUGGCAGGUAUCUUAAUAAGUGAAAAAUCUGGAAGUGUAAUGGUAGAACAUAAAGCUUGUAUUGCUUCUGUUUCAGUGCAAAAAUGUACUAGCCAAUACGCUGAAGUGUGUGGCCCACAAAUUGAACAAUUUAACUUUGAAGUCAUAUCCAUGAUAUUAAGUGGAUUUUUUACUAAGGAGAAAACUAACUCAUCCAGUCAAAAUGUUUCUUUUAAUCUGUAUUCUAUUCUUUCUCUCGUAGUAGUGCCAUUACUAGUGCUCAUAUUUUCAAUUUUUCCCCCUUUACUGAAAAUAAACACUUAUUUGAGACAAUUAUAAUCCUUCUGGGGGCACUGGAAGCACAAUAUAUGGUGAUCCAUAUUUUACUUUAAAAACAUUUGAACUAUGAUUUUGCUAGAAAUAGGAGACCCAGUGGUGGAAUGAUAGAAGAAUGGAAACUGAUGAUGUGUGAAGGUUUAGAGGCAAAUACAUAGGUGUAGCUCGGAGUGCUGGUAUCUAAUAUGCCAUUGUAUCCACUAACUCAAAAUAAACACAUAUAAUCUGGAAAUCGGACAAAUGCUUCUUUUUUU
Messenger RNA from Lutra lutra (Eurasian river otter), 4149 nucleotides. It is a transcript of the gene CTNNA2, whose product is annotated as catenin alpha 2. Gene Ontology annotation, molecular function: cadherin binding; beta-catenin binding; structural molecule activity. Gene Ontology annotation, cellular component: actin cytoskeleton; catenin complex; adherens junction. The transcript has 19 exons. The record is from RefSeq and is a predicted model, not a curated record. Bases 381 to 3242 code for a protein of 953 amino acids. NCBI's taxonomy places the organism in Eukaryota, Metazoa, Chordata, Mammalia, Carnivora, Mustelidae. Gene Ontology annotation, biological process: cell migration; cell-cell adhesion.